Acanthaster planci (crown-of-thorns starfish) is the source of this 2473-nucleotide messenger RNA. RefSeq names its product SMG9 nonsense mediated mRNA decay factor (gene smg9). The record is from RefSeq and is a predicted model, not a curated record. NCBI's taxonomy places the organism in Eukaryota, Metazoa, Echinodermata, Asteroidea, Valvatida, Acanthasteridae. Gene Ontology annotation, biological process: nuclear-transcribed mRNA catabolic process, nonsense-mediated decay.
UACCAAAGAUACUGAACAGCGCUGCGAUGCGAAACUCGUAGUGCAACUGCAAGCAUAUCGCAUCCAACAUCCCCUUGUAGCCUGAAACGGUACACUUGAUAUGCUGAGUUGAAUUUAGUUACUGGGUAGGCCUAAAUUGUGCUUUUCUCUGGUCCUACGAUCCUGCCUCGAGACAAGCUUCUUGAAUUAGGUAUGGCUACCAAAGGAGGAACUGGUCCAGUGGGCGGAGCCAGCGGAGGACCUAAUGGUGGGGGGCGACGGCGGAGGAGACGGGGCAGGUCAAAGACACAAGAAGAUUCCAGAGAUGACUUCAGCUCUCCCCACGUCAGCAAGCCGACAAUUAUCCUUGCCAAGUCAACCACUUCUCAACCCCAGAGUAAACCUGAACUGUAUGGCUCCUCGCCUGAUCGUGGGGGUGCCACUCCCUCAACCCAAGCAGGCGAAGUCUCCAAGUCCACCCCACAGUUCAAAAUCAUCACCCGCCAGAGCGAGACCGCCCCUGCCCGCCCUGUUCCUGCCACAGCGCCCAUGGGCACGGUCUCUUUGGCAAGUGCAGCCCUCUACCAGUCCCCCGUCACCUACGGAAGUUCCCCUUUGACCGGAUUGGCUGACGUUGGGCAGGCUGCCCACAGUCAGCCACAGGUGGUGGGUCAGGGUGCCAGACCACUGUCGCAGCAAAGCACAGCCCCUGCAAUUACCAUUGAAGUUCCUGUUCACAAUAGAUUGACAGCGCCCAUGGAAAUGAAGCAGAGCGUGCGACUCGUAGAUGACAACUUCCAGUGGUGUGACAAUGGAAUGGAGUUGUUGCUAGACCAGACCGACUUUCUUGUAGUGGGUGUCCUGGGCCUGCAGGGCAGUGGGAAAUCAACACUGAUGUCCAUGCUGGCCGGUAACAAACCAAGUGACCAGCAGAGCUCAUUCAUUUUCAAGCCACAAGCCAAAGAGAUCCGAAACCAGUCUAUGCACCAGACCAUGGGUGUUGACUUCUUUGUGACCAAUGAACGGGUCAUGCUGCUGGACACGCAGCCGGUCCUCAGCUCCUCAGUCAUGGACCACUUGCUGAGUCAUGAGAAGAGUCUGCCGCCAGACAUGACGUCAGCCGAAAUCUGCCACGAGAUUCAGUCUCUCCAACUGGCAGCUUUCCUCUUCACCGUCUGCCAUGUGGUUCUCGUGGUCCAAGACUGGUUCCUGGACAUGAAUCUGAUUGAGUUCAUCAAGAGGGCGGAGAUGUUGAAGCCACCCACCCCUGCCCCAACUCCGGCGAUGGAAGGGACCAGCAGCGAGGACACGGAAGACUUCUUUCCAAACAUUGUAUUUGUGUUGAACAAAGCCAGGCAGGAGGAUUUCCAGCUAACAGUGGUCCAGUCCAUGCAUCAGACAAUUGACAGACUCUUCAAAGACUCCAAGCUGACAUUUCAAGGAACAGCAUCCUUAUCCCACACCAAGCUGCUGCCGGGUUUGAAUUCCAAAAACCUUCCGCUUGAUAUCAACUUGUGUAUUCUCCCACAUCUGGGUGCCACAACCCCGGAUAACUUGUCCACUGAUGAUCAGUCCAUCUUGCUGAGUCUGUUACCGGUCUCGUAUCAAGGCCAUCCAAGCAUUGACCUCCUAGUCAAGUCUUUCCGGAACCAGAUUUAUGGAGCUGCCCGAAACUCCCUCACUCACACAUCACUGACUGAAAAGAACUGGUUUCACUAUGCAGCUAGAAUGUGGGAAACGAUCAGGAAGUCGACCCUCAUGUCAGAAUUCAACAGACUUCUAACUUGAUCGUUCCGCUUCCCGGAUAAAGAGAAGCUGAUCAUACUUCUCCAAGGAAAAGUGCCGCUGUCAGGGAAGGACAGUGGAAGGUUUUCUUCUCACCACAAGCUGUUUGUUUGCCAGUAUUGAGAAGACAGUGGUGAAUUCCUUUUUCAGUGAAGGAAAAGGCAUUUUUGCAUUUCCCUUGUGGGAAAAAUGUGUCUGGCGACUUUAUUCCUAUAAAAUAAAUAGGAAACAGUUGCUUUGUUAUCAACCGUAACCAGGAAGUGCUAAGUUUGCCCCAAGCACGGAAUUUUUCAGCCAAAAAUACUGACUUUUUCAACAAGACAUCACGACAAUACAAAGUUGGGCUUUACAAACGUUGAUCCUUGGGGGUCAUUUGUCAAAAGUUUGUGUGACUUUCUUGUUGCAUAGUUUUUUUUAAACUCAGACAGUGCCGCAUAAGAAUGUUGCCACAUAUAGCAGUGGCAUACAGAUGCUUGAGCUAUAGGAUUCCACAUGCUGGACAUUUAUGGACUGGUUCCGGCCUCUGUAAGUUUCCAAACACAAUGGUUAUCACAUAAUGUAUGCUUUGGGAGGAUUGUACAUACAGGUAUGUAUAAUGUCAUUUGGUACAGUACAUAAAGCUGUCCAGAAAAUCCCUGUUCGUUUAAACAUCAUCAAGUGAAAAAUGGUUAAAUAUGAGAAUAAAUGCUGCUCCCUCAUAGUCAGGACA